UCCUCUCUUCACUUGCCAUUUCCUUUUCUUCACUCUUUCUCUCUCUCUCUCUAUAUAUAUAUAUAUAUAUUUUCUUUUUAGCCCUUUUACUCUCUCUCUCUUUCUGCAUGCCAAUGUUGGUAUGGCGUGAGUGUUCCAGGCUUUGAUCUCAUGUUCUUCGCUCCGAUCCUCCUCCAACUACGGAACGCAAUUUUCACUGUUUCCUUCAGUUUAUUGCUCAGGUUCUGCUUCUCUGCCAGCAGGAAUAAGAUUCUUGUUUUUUUGGGAAAUUGAGCUUAUAUCUUUGGAUUUUAGCUUCAACACUCAAGUCCUGUUCGGGAACUAUUAUUUAAGAGAUGAGUCAAAUGACAAAUGAGGUUGAUGACAAUGUGCACCGCAAUGAUCAGACCAGGUCACAGUUAAAUGAUGAGGGUAAUGGAGAUGUUGUUCUGAAGAAAGGGCCAUGGACAUCUGCUGAAGAUGCUAUUUUGGUGAACUAUGUCAACAAGCAUGGAGAGGGGAACUGGAAUGCUGUUCAGAAGUACUCAGGCCUGUCUCGUUGUGGAAAAAGUUGUCGAUUGCGAUGGGCCAAUCACCUAAGGCCAAAUUUAAAAAAAGGGGCUUUUACUGCACAAGAGGAGCGGUUGAUUGCUGAACUCCAUGCCAAAAUGGGAAACAAAUGGGCACGCAUGGCAGCGCACUUGCCUGGUCGUACAGAUAACGAAAUUAAAAACUACUGGAACACCCGGAUCAAGAGGCGUCAACGGGCAGGCUUGCCACUUUAUCCUCCAGAAGUAUUUUUGCAAGCAUUUAAAGAGAGCAAGCAUGGCCAAGGCACUAGUGGAAUCAGUGAUGGUGAUAAUAGGCAUCAAGAUUUCUUGGAUAAAAACAAUUAUGAGAUACAUGAUGCAGUAUUUGACAGUUUGAAGGAAAAUCAGGGAAUCUUACCUUAUGUGCCUGAGCUUCCUAAUAUUUCUGCUAAUAGCAUUCUGCCAAAUGGUCUUGGUUCUCCUCCAUAUUGUAAUUUUGUGCCAUCAACAUUACCUAAUCAUCUUCGAGAGUCAACAAUGUCUUUUCUUGGUUCCAGUGGAUUGAGCAGGAAUGAGUUUUAUCCAUUUGACCAUAUCAAGGAUAAUACUUCUGAUAAGAUUGCAGAUUCAUUUGGAUUGCAUUCUCCCCUUGAUCGUGGUGCCUCCUCACAUGGUUCAAUUUGUUACAGCCAUUCACUAUCAAAUGGCAAUUCCUCUACUUCUAAGCUGACUACUGAGGCUGUGAAGUCAGAGCUCCCUUCACUCCAAUAUCCAGAAACCGAAUUUGGUAGUUGGGGCACCUCUCCCCCACCUCCAUUGAAUGAGUCUGCUGAUGUUUUCAUUCAUUCUCAGCCACCUAAUGCACUAGACUCAGGUUGUUCUUCACCACAUAACAGUGGCUUGCUUGAUGCAUUAGUUUAUCAGGCAAAGACUCUUAGUUCAAAGAAUAAUUGUUCUGACAAGAGUUCAAAUUCAUCUGUUGCAACCCCUGGUGACAUAGCUGAGAGUUCCGCUUUGAACAUGUAUGCAACAGAAUGGGAGGAUUAUGCUGACCCUGUAUCUCCCUUUUGUGCAACUUCAAUCCUGAAUGAGUGUCCUGCUGUUAGCACCAAUGGAAACUCAUGGGAUGAAUGGGAAUCUUUUCAGACCAUUACUGAAAAUUUUGCAGGCAACAACAAUGUGAAAAUGCAGUCAGUUGACCAGGUAUGGGCCCCAAAGAGUGAGAAUCAAUACAUGUCUAAUCUCACUUGGCCAGAUGUCUUGCUAACUUCAGAAUGGCACGACCUAUAUUCUGAAAAUGGCGUGAACCAAACCAUCAUGACCGAUGCUAGUGAUGAUUUUAGCAGACAGUAAGCAUCUCUGUAUGUGGCUAGUGGAACCUAUUCUUCCAAUACAUGAGGUUGUUUCUCGUGUAUGGAUUAACAUGAUUUCUUUUUGGCAAUUGUCCGAUCUUCAUUCAGAAAACUGCUGAAUGUAUGAUUCAAAACUUUCUAGUAUUCAUUUAUGUUUGCUUACUAUGUAAUAUGGUUAAUCAGGUGUAAUAUCUCCUGUUCUGAGAUUUAGGUGUGACUUGUGGUCAGAACCUUGUGCCUUUCUCGUGUAGCUUUAUAAAUUCUCUCAAGUGAACCGUCUUGAAACUCUUUAGGACAAAUUGCUUUUGCAGGUUUUUGAAUAAUUUGUAGAAUAAAAUCUCACUUGAAACUUUGGACAGC
Cajanus cajan (pigeon pea) is the source of this 2221-nucleotide messenger RNA. The record is from RefSeq and is a predicted model, not a curated record. Lineage: Eukaryota; Viridiplantae; Streptophyta; Magnoliopsida; Fabales; Fabaceae.